AUGCCUGUCGCCCUCGUCGCUUUCGAUCUUGACGGCACCCUUGCCGAGAGCAAGCAGCCCCUGCUUGACUCCAUGGGUGAGGCUCUUGCCGAUCUCCUCGACGUCGCCCACGUCUCCGUCAUCUCUGGUGGUGACUGGCCCCAGUUCGAGAAGCAGGUCGCGAGCCGCCUGCCCCCGCGCGCCAACCUCGAGAAGCUCUGGUUGAUGCCCACCACUGGCACCAAGCUCUACACAUACAGGGACGGAAAGUGGCAAGUCGUCUACGCCGAGCUCUUCAGUGAGGAGCAGCGAAAGAACAUCGUCAAGGCUUUCGAAGACUCCCUUCAGGCUACUGGCUUUAAGCCCGAGCAGACCUGGGGUGAGCUCGUCGAGGACCGUGGCAGCCAGAUCACCUUCUCUGCUCUCGGCCAGCAGGCUCCUCCCAAGGAGAAGCACGUCUGGGACCCCGACUUUGCCAAGCGCAAGGUCAUCCAGGCCGACCUGAAGAAGAGACUCCCCGACCUUUCCAUCAACAUGGGCGGCGCCACCUCCAUUGACAUCACUCAGAAGGGUGUUGACAAGGGUUACGGUCUGAAGAAGCUCAGCGCCGCCAGCGGUAUUCCCCUCGAGAAGAUCAUGUUCAUUGGCGAUGCCAUCUUCCCCGGUGGUAACGACUACCCUGCUAAGGAGCUUGGCCUUGAGACCGUUCGCGUCAAGGACCCCGAGGGCACUCUCGCCGCUAUUGCUGGCAUUGUCGCUUGCCUGAAAUAG
Molecule: messenger RNA, 750 nt
Organism: Truncatella angustata
Lineage: Eukaryota; Fungi; Ascomycota; Sordariomycetes; Amphisphaeriales; Sporocadaceae
Product: HAD-like domain-containing protein
Exons: 1
Coding region: 1-750 (249 amino acids)
Biological process (GO): protein N-linked glycosylation; mannose metabolic process; GDP-mannose biosynthetic process
Cellular component (GO): cytosol
Molecular function (GO): phosphomannomutase activity
Source: RefSeq, a predicted model, not a curated record